AUGGCAAUAUUUAAGAAGGUGGCCAACUUGUUUUCCUGUACCAAGGACCAAACCCAGAAUGCAACUUCGAAGACACCAGCUGUCAGAUCGGACGACCCUCUUUUGAAAAAGCGUUCUCCCUGGAAAAGAAUAAUCCGUGGUUCUUGUAGCCAGGCAGAUGUUAAAAAUGCCUUAUACGAGAACAACCAGUGUACAAGCAUUGCCGUGACAGCAGCCAUGUACCAUGCCAUGAAAUGUGUUAACAAAUGGAAAAGUAAGGACAUUGACACUGUCAUUAAACACGGUGAUGGGAAUCAUGUUUUAUUCCGAGAGGACUUCCGGUUUUCUGACAAAAAAGAUGGACGAGUUGCGAUAUUUGACCUCCCGAUGAAUUUUACAGUUAGAGUCAAAGACCAAAAAGCCGUUGUUAUGAAAACGGGCGAAUGGGGAGGACCUGUGUUUGCUCCAGUUGGUUACGAUGACGAAUUCCGUUUCAGUUGUCCAACAUUACGAGAUGUUCUUGAGCAGCAAUUAAAACCCAAUAGAUCAGUUUUAACUACCAUAGACGUCUAUUCUCUUCUGUUCAUGAAAGUCGGAACUGACAUAUGGCUGUUUGACAGUCAUUCAAGAAACAGAAAAGGAAAAGGCACCAGCUUCUUCGGGAAAGCUUUUGCAGCACCAUUUUCCAGUAUGGACGACCUUGAGAAAUAUAUCCGAAAGAACUACGGUACAGAUGAUCUAAACUACAAUGCAACAUCUAUCAAGAUCUGGCUUCCAAAUGAGUAUGCUUCAAGAGAUAAGGCCAUUGUACGCAGUUUAGAACACAAGCUCAAAGCUAGUGCACUCGAAAAACUCUGUGCCAAGUUUGCUAAAAAACUGCAGAAAAUGGAAGCGGAAAGGAAGACGGUAAAGAAACUAGACUGUGAAAACAGUCCGGGUUAAUAAGAAGCGUCAAAUGACGUUCA
Messenger RNA from Mytilus trossulus (common blue mussel), 944 nucleotides. RefSeq lists its product as uncharacterized. The transcript is spliced from 5 exons. Bases 1 to 921 code for a protein of 306 amino acids. The record is from RefSeq and is a predicted model, not a curated record. Lineage: Eukaryota; Metazoa; Mollusca; Bivalvia; Mytilida; Mytilidae.